AAAGAUCGCGACAUGCGAGGACUGUACCAACACCUCAAGAGAUCAGUGGGCCUCAGCGGGAGACAAGCGGGGGGACAGCAGUUCGUCGCGGAUGAGAGCGGCGUGUUGCUCCGGAACAGGGACGGCAUCCUCCAGCGGUGGGCGAGAUUUUUUAGCACCCUACUCAACAUCAAAUCCCCCAACCUGAACCCAGACAUCAUCACACGAGUGACGCAGCGGCCAGCGACACGUGGCACUCAACGGUUGGGAGAGUGGUUGGUGGAGGUGCCAGACCUCGAGGACGUGGCACGGGCAACGAAAGGCCUCAAGAACUGGAAGGCACCCGACCAUGACUCUCUCCCUGCCGAGUUGCUCAAGAUCGAUGACGACGAACCCUUCGUCCUGGGACACCUCCAUACCAUCCUCGUCAAGGUGUGGAACGGAGGAGUUAUCCCGCGAGAAGAGUGGAAGGAUGCAACCAUCAAGGUGCUGUACAAGGAGGGUGACCGGUCCAACUGUAACAACUACAGGGGGAUUUCGCUACUAUCUCACGUAGGCAAGGUCCCCAUCAAGAUCAUCACCAACCGUCUAAGCGCCUUCUGCGAAGCCAACAACAUCCUCCCGGAGGAACAAUGCGGAUUUCGAUCCGGGCGCUCCACCGUCGACAUGCUGUUCGUCGUGCGCCGCCUCUAGGAGCUGGGGCGGAGAAAGAAUUUACCGCUCUACGUGUGCCUCGUCGACUUGAAGAAGGCGUAUGAUUGGGUGGACCGAGGGAUGCCAUGGAAGGUGCUGGCCAGGGCCGGGAGUCCCGCGAAGCUGAUCAAAGUCAUCCGCCAAUUCCACGAUGGAAUGCGGGCCCGGGUGCGCAUGGACGACGGAGAACUAUCGGAAUGGUUGUUCGUGACACAGGGCGUGCAACAAGGAUGUUUGCUAUCCCCACUGCUGUUCAACAACUUCGGCGAGGUCCUCGAGGUCGUUGUCAUCCGAUUCAGCGAGGAUGAUGUU
This is a messenger RNA of Ectocarpus sp. CCAP 1310/34, 984 nucleotides long. Lineage: Eukaryota; Phaeophyceae; Ectocarpales; Ectocarpaceae. The record is from the annotation of a GenBank genome assembly.